UGGGAGUGACAUCAACAUGGAACACCAUCGAUAAGCCUUGGAGUAUUUAUGAUUCUCGUCCCCUCUCUGUCCAACAGGCCACCACCCAGCUAGCUUUUGCAGCCACGAGCCUUUAAAUCAUAAUUCCAUAAUCAUUCGAUAGCCGCGCGCACAACAUGUCGGAACAAAGCGUGACGGAGUUCAUCUACUUCCACGUCAAGGACAGCGUCCGACCCGAGGACCCCGCCCACAGCGACGAGGGCGCCGCUCUCCUGCAGGUCUUCCAGAACACCAAGCACCAGAACGGAUACAAGGGGUCCGUCUGGGGCCGCGCCGUCGAGGAUGCGAGUUUGAUCGUUUGGGCGAUUGACUGGAACGACGCGCACACCGGCGCAAACCCGACCACGACCCUCGCCCCCUUCCUCCCAUCGGACAACCCCGAAAUCACCACCAUCUUCGCCACCCUCACCCCUUCCACCACCACCACCCCCGCCUCCUCUUCCGAGAACAACAAAAACCCAACCACCACCGAAACCCUCCGCAGCAACCCUACCACCGAACUCUGGACCCCCGCGUUCCCGACCUCCCUCACCCCGGAGGAAGUCAACGCCGUGCACGCCGACCUGAUCGGCCUGCGCGCCGCCGUGACGGAGCGCCUCCCCGAAGGCGAACGGGCGGUGUCCUUUGCGAUGGGCCAGGUGGAGCGGCCGGGGACGAUGACGCACGAGCAGAGCGAGACCGGCGAGGCGUUCGUGGUGGUCGUGGCGGCCGGGUGGGCCAGCGUCGAGGUGCAUCUGGCGGGCAAGGAGACGGAGGCGUUCCAGACGGCCAUCGGAAAGGUCAGGGGCCGGUUGUUGGCGCCGGUCAGGGGGUUGGGGGGGUUGAAGCAUUUUGAGUUCGCGGGGGUUGAGUGAACUAACUCGGUGGGUUUGGGGAGUCGAGGUGGGAUUGGGGGAGAUGGGAUGGGAAGGUUUAGGAGGGCAUAAGCUAGGUGUUCAUGUGUGGCUUAGGUA
Molecule: messenger RNA, 992 nt
Organism: Aspergillus aculeatinus CBS 121060
Lineage: Eukaryota; Fungi; Ascomycota; Eurotiomycetes; Eurotiales; Aspergillaceae
Exons: 2
Coding region: 156-893 (245 amino acids)
Source: RefSeq, a predicted model, not a curated record